GUCUUCAUGCCCGCUAGGGUCGCUCCGACACAUGCUUCCUGUUUAGCUUCAGUCUGCCAGCCACUACAACAUGGGGUGCCGGAGAAAGGACAGUUUCCUUUGGGGAAAAGUUCCCUCCAGUGUCGUGGCCCGGAGGCAGGAAGGCCCCCACUGGAGCAACACCCUCCAACUACAGAAGCUGAGGUUGGAGAGCGAUGACGUGAUGACCGCUGAACAGAGCGCUGAGCUGCAGGAGCAGAGCAAAAUCCAAAUGAGGAACAAGAGGUUCUUAUGUGGGAAAAAGAAAUUCAACACAGACCCGAAAAAGGGUAUUGGCUACUUGGUGGAGCAUGGGCUACUGGAGUGUACGGCACACAAGAUGGCCGACUUCCUUUAUAAGGAGGAAGGACUCAACAAAACGGCCAUCGGCAACUUCCUGGGAGAGAGGGAGGAGAUGCACCUGAAGGUCCUCAAGGCCUACGUGGACCUUCAUGAGUUCUCCGACCUCAACCUGGUUCAGGCUCUGCGACAGUUCCUGUGGAGUUUCCGCCUGCCUGGGGAAGCCCAGAAGAUCGAUAGGAUGAUGGAGGCCUUCGCCUCUCGUUACUGUGACUGCAACACGGGAGUGUUCCAGUCCACAGACACCUGCUACAUCCUGUCCUUCUCCAUCAUCAUGCUCAACACCAGCCUCCAUAACCCCAACGUGAAGGACAAGCCGAGCCUGGAGCGCUUCGUCUCCAUGAACAGAGGCAUCAACCACGGAGGAGACCUGCCCCGAGAGCUGCUCAUGAAACUGUACGAGAGCAUUCGCAACGAGCCGUUCAAGAUCCCGGAGGACGACGGGAACGACGUCACACACACCUUCUUCAACCCCGACAGAGAGGGAUGGCUGCUCAAAAUAGGAGGCAGGGUGAAGACAUGGAAGAGGCGCUGGUUUAUCUUGACUGACAGCUGCCUGUACUACUUCCAGUAUACCACUGACAAAGACCCUAUAGGGAUCAUUCCUUUGGAGAACCUUUGUGUCAGAGAGAUCCAGGAUUCAGGCAAACAGUAUUGUCUGGAGAUCUACAACCCCGAGGGGCAGAAGAUCAAGGCGUGUAAGACUGAGACCAGAGGCCGCGUGGUGGAGGGGAAGCACCAGUCCUACAGGAUGAGGGCCGCAUCGGCUGGAGAGAGAGACCACUGGAUCAAGGCUAUCAGGACGAGCAUCACCAAGGACCCGUUCUACGACCUGGUGACCUUGAGGAAGAGGAAGGUCAUCACCAACCACAGUCCUCAGGCCUGAGGCCAGAGGAAGCCUGGGGAAGAAAAGAGAACUCAACGUUGGGUUUCAACGUCCGUUUGCACAUUUACCUUUUCAUCUCUACUCUUGAAGCAUGACUGUGUUAAGGACCUCUCUGUGUCACCGACCGUCUCUGGAAGAGGGGAUCCUUCACCGAACUGCUCCUCAAAAGCCUUCUUCCGUUCUGUCUGUUUUCCUGGGACUGUCUCCUUGUCUUCCUCGAGGGUUUAGGUUGGUUUAGGUACACUUCUGUGGGCGUAUGUGAAGCCCUGCUUGACAUGGCUUGGAUGAAGGGCUGUACAGAUGCAUGUAGAUUUGAUGAGCCCAAGUGGAAGGCUCUUCAGUCGAGGAAGGCAUCUUAUCAGUCAAACAGAACUUCAGACAUGUACUACAGUACUGUGAAGUAUAGUGCAAUUGACCAUAAACAAUGAACCACGCUGAAGUCUCAAUAGCUACUGUAAACAACUGAAAAAAAGUUGUUGAGUUACUUUAAAGUUCUCAAAGAAGGUUACCCUCAUAGGAUGAAGUUUCAAUUAAGCUACAUAUGUAUGGAGUGGAAGUAUUUCCUUUGUAAAGGUCUGGUACAGAAAACACAUUUUACCAAUGCCUUUGUUUAGUUUAGUUAUAGUUAACAUACUGGAAAUGGAACCUGUUUCAUUUCCAUGUCAGAGAUUUCACUUCCUCUGGUCAGUUCCUGCCCCUGAGCUGUUUCAAGCCAGUCUUCCUGUUACCAUGAUGUUUAGAAAUGGCUCUUCAAACCGACACAAGUAUCUAUAAACGGUCGAUACAACAGUGGUAUGGGUUUCACACUCUUUCUGUUGACAAUGCAAUAUUUGGGAUGUGCGAUAACUAAAUACCAUAAUAAUAUAAAUAUGUAUUUAUACAAAUGAACGUUUUCAGUGUUUUUUUAAUAUUUUAUUUCAUUAAUAACUAUAAUUACUAAUUGUAAUAUAUUUGUUUUUAAAUGUCUACAGAUGUUACACAAAACAUUUUUCUUUAGCUAAAAAACCUUGUAAAAAGAUUUUUUUUAUACAUUUAUUAAUAAAGUUGUAUCGCACUGUGCAACAUGUGUGGGCUUCUCCUUCAGUCCAGU
Molecule: messenger RNA, 2354 nt
Organism: Osmerus eperlanus (European smelt)
Lineage: Eukaryota; Metazoa; Chordata; Actinopteri; Osmeriformes; Osmeridae
Gene: cyth4a
Product: cytohesin 4a
Exons: 14
Coding region: 71-1264 (397 amino acids)
Biological process (GO): regulation of ARF protein signal transduction
Molecular function (GO): guanyl-nucleotide exchange factor activity
Source: RefSeq, a predicted model, not a curated record